AUGUCUGUCCCAAAGCAGUUUGAACAUCUCAGAAUACCACUAGAAGCUAUAAUAUCAGCUACCAACGACUUUGCUAAAGACUAUUGCAUCGGAGAAGGAGGCCUUGGGAAAGUUUAUAAGGGAGAACUUAUCCUUUUGAAGGGGCCUACCAAAGUUGCUUUAAAACGUUUAGAUCGUACAGCUUGGCAACAAAACCCCGAGUUUUGGAAAGAGAUCAUGAUGCUUUCAGAAUACAGACAUGAAAAUAUCGUCCCUUUCUUGGGGUUUUGUGACGAGAAAGACGAGAAGAUCUUAGUAUAUGAGUAUGCUUUUAACAACAGUCUCGACUUGCAUCUCGAUAGCAAAGAUCUAAACUGGGUUCAACGCCUUUCAAUAUGCAUCGGGGCGGCUCGCGGAUUGGAGUACCUUCAUGAUCCUGCAGGCACGAUGGGAUAUUGUGAUCCAAGUUAUAUGGAGACAGGGAUUCUAACAAAGAAGUCAGACGUUUACUCCUUUGGAGUGGUGUUGUUUGAGGUUUUGUGUGGAAGGUUGUGUAUCCAGAAUAAUGAUAGGCGUGGAGAAUCAUUGAUCCACCUGGUACAAAAACACUACAAACAGAACAAGCUAAAUAAAAUUAUUUGGGUUAAUAUGAAGGAUGAAAUAAACCCAGAUUCUUUGACGGCGUUUGCAGCAAUUGCUUAUCAAUGUUUGCGUAGCAACCCUGAAAAGCGUCCAUCAAUGAACGAUGUAGUGAAAAAUCUUGAAGAUGCACGGACAUAUCAAAUAUAUACCGAGGGGACCAAAAUAUCACUAGGAGAUAUAAAAUUAGCUACCGAUAACUUUGCUACAAACAAAUGCAUCGGGGAAGGAGGAUUUGCAAAAGUUUACAUUGGAGAACUAGUACAGUCGGAGGGGUAUAUCAUGACCGUUGCUAUAAAACGUUUAAAUCCGACAAAUGAGGCAGGGAACCGUGGGUUUGAAAAUGAACGUAACCUUUCUCAAUACAGGAAUGGUAAUAUUGUCAACCUUUUGGGAUAUUGUAAUGAUGACAACGAGGAGAUACUUGUGUAUGAGUACGCAGCUAAGAGAAGUCUUGACUUUUAUAUAAACAGCAAUGAUCUAAGAUGGGUUCAACGCCUUAAGAUAUGCAUUGGGGCAGCUAGCGGACUAGUGUACCUUCAUAAUCCUCAAGAUUACCAAAAAAGUGUAUGGCACCUUGAUAUUAAAAGUGGCAACAUCCUACUAGAUGAAAACUGGAAUGCUAAGGUCGCAGAUUUUGGUCUAUCUAAGUUUAUUGUUGCUAACCAGGAAAACAUAUCUCCUAUAUCUGGUGCUGUUGGGACGCCUGGGUAUUGUGAUCCAAUAUAUAUAGAGACAGGCUCACCAGCAAAGGAGUCAGAUAUUUAUUCGUUUGGCGUGGUGUUGUUUGAACUUUUGUGUGGGAGGUUGAAUACUCCCAAUAAAUAUGAGCAUCGAUCUUUAGCAGAACUGAUAAGAAAUUGCUACGAAAAGAAUGACCUAAGUGGAAUUAUCUUUGGUAAUAUAAAAGAUGAAAUAAGUCCUAGUUCGUUGAGAGAGUUUGUCACAAUUGCUUAUCAAUGUUUGAAGAGAGACCGUGAAGAACGUCCAUCAAUGAAAAAGAUCCUGACAGCACUUGAAACUGCACUCGAACGUCAAGUUUUACCUCUACAUCUUACACCACCGCCAAAUCCAAGUUCAAAGAGCAGGAAUGAGUAUCAAAGAUCCUUAAAACCCCUAAUUUGGGAGACAACCCGUGCCACUCUUGGAACUUUAUGGGAUGUGUCUCUUGAACAUGGAAACCAAUCAUGGGAUCCUGAAAUCGAUAUUACUGAACUCGAGGGUUGGUUUUGCAAAUACAAAGAUAGAGGUCACCUAGGUUCUGAAAAGCCCAAGCCAGAAAACCGUUGUCCGGUUCAUUCGGACAGAGCAAGUAGUUGCAAAAUUAUGCUUCAGGACAUAAAGCUUCCCAUCGCUGAUAUUACUGAUUUCGCUGAUAUCUGCUAA
This is a messenger RNA of Lactuca saligna, 2004 nucleotides long. NCBI's taxonomy places the organism in Eukaryota, Viridiplantae, Streptophyta, Magnoliopsida, Asterales, Asteraceae. The record is from the annotation of a GenBank genome assembly.